ACCUCUCUGUCCUUUCAGCAGUUCUGCAAUGCUGUUCUGGGAUCGAAAGUUCUUUUUUUUUUUUAAUUCUAUAUCUGUCUCAAGCCUUGGAAGAGGUAUCUGGCUUUCACUUUGUCCCAUGUCACAAGCAAAGGUUACUCAGUAUCCCUGAAGAUGUUUCCAAAGACUUCAACUGCAAUCAGAUGCUAUUGAGACGGUUAAAGAAAUUCAAAAUGGAUUUGGAGCACAUCAAGGACCACUUUGAUAGGCUCAAAGUCAUGGAACAGCAUGCUGACAAGGACAACCUCGCUUGGCUCAAGGUCGUGGAACAACAUGCUGACAAGGAUAUCAAAAAUCUCUUGCGGCAGGUAGUGGGUACCCCAAUUACUGUAUUUACUGAUGAUUCCAGGUACUGGCAGCUUGUAGAGAUCCUUACAAGGCUCAAGAUUCGCAUGCCUUCCACCAGUUAUGGUGGUCUUUUACCUGGUUUGACAGAUCCUAAGCCUAGUAGGGGUCAUGAAUCUGAAAAUGAGCCCGGAAAAAUGGCAAGUGAAACCCCAGGCAUGAACAUGAACCCCUUCUUUGAGAGUCCUGCUGCUUUUAGACGGUUUACUGAAAGUUACGAGCUGCUUGACCCUUUACUUAAGAAAUGCUUACUGUGUUUCUCGGCAUUCCCAGAAAAUGCAGAGAUCAAUAAAAGGACAGUCAUCUAUUGGUGGAUUGGAGAGCAGCUGAUUAAUCCACCUGCUGGUGAUGAUUGUGAAAAGAAUGGGCAUGCAAUACUGAAUGUUCUAGUUGAGCAUGGCUUUCUUGAGGAUGUUACCACCAAGGGUAGGGUGACAAGUAGAUGCAGGAUUCGUCCUUUUAUCCGAUCAGUGUUAAUUUAUCUUGCUAAAGCAGCUAGUUUUAUUCAUUAUCUGGAUGAUAAGGAAUACACUGAUGAUGAUAAUCUCAUGUAUGGAGACAAGCGAAGGGUAUGUUUGGUAAAAGCACAAAAGUUUCUUCCUACCUCUUCUUCUUCCUCAUUGGUGCACCUGAGGAGAACCCGGGCUACAGACCUGGAGUGCAUAAAAACAUUGUUUAAUGUCAACAAGUGCUACCUGGAUAUAAAGCUUCAUUGGUUUUGGAAGAUGAAAAACAUUGAAGCCCUGUAUCUGGGGAGGUGUGACUCAAAGGCCAUCCAACACAUCGAAGUAAAGUCCUGUAAGUUUCUUGCAGGGUUGAUGUAUAUGAAGGAACUGAGGCUUCUGAGUUUUCAAGGGGUGUCAAAGAUUGUCAAACUCCCAGAUUCAAUUGGCAAUUGUAAGAAUCUAAGAAUUUUAGAUCUAAGAGACUGCAACGACAUGGAGGAACUCCCUGAAGCUGUCAAAUCACUUGAGAAACUCACACAUCUGGACUUAUCAGGGUGUUACUCUCUUGCCCGUUUGCCCAAAGGGAUAUCCUUCCUCUUAGAUCUUCGAGUCUUGAAAGGAUUUCUUGUUAGAGAGAAACACCAAGAUAAGAGAGGAGAUCUAUGCUCUUUUCAAGAUCUAAAGAAGCUGAAGAAGUUGAGGAAAUUGUGCAUCACAACAAGUUUAAGGACCUUCCCAGAAAAUGAACACCUUGAAGAUCUGAGUGAGAUGGGGGAGCUUCGGAAACUGACAAUUGUAUGGCAAGGGUUGUACAGGGAAGAAACUGCCGAACAGACCGGUUCUCCUCUUCCUGAUAAAUUCUCCAUGGACGGGCUACAGAAGCUUGACCUCCAACAUAUCCCUUGCAGUAAAGCACCGUCAUGGUUGGCUCCUGAUAAGUUGCCAAAUCUGAUAAACCUUUACAUUAAGGGAGGUAAAUACCUAUGUACUUUGGGCGAAAACCAAAUUUCAGGAUGGAAAGUAGAAACAUUGCGGUUGUUGCACUUGCGUAGACUGAGCAUGAAAUGGAUCUUACUACAAACCUUUUUUCCAAAUCUUAGAUUUUUGGAACAAGUUGAAUGCCCACAUCUUACCUCUAUCCCAUGUAAUAAUGAGGGAGUGUGGAAAAAACCCUAAUAGGAGCUCCAUCUUUUCUUCUUUGUUUUUAGCUUUUGGGUUUCAGUAAAAUACAUUGAAUAGCUUGUUUAA
Spinacia oleracea (spinach) is the source of this 2078-nucleotide messenger RNA. RefSeq names its product disease resistance RPP13-like protein 4. The record is from RefSeq and is a predicted model, not a curated record. The transcript is spliced from 2 exons. Bases 183 to 2006 code for a protein of 607 amino acids. Lineage: Eukaryota; Viridiplantae; Streptophyta; Magnoliopsida; Caryophyllales; Amaranthaceae.